Babesia ovata is the source of this 1560-nucleotide messenger RNA. RefSeq names its product Extracellular matrix-binding ebh, putative. The record is from RefSeq and is a predicted model, not a curated record. Bases 1 to 1560 code for a protein of 519 amino acids. The transcript has 2 exons. Lineage: Eukaryota; Apicomplexa; Aconoidasida; Piroplasmida; Babesiidae.
AUGGUCGGUGAGGGGGAGAGAAUGCCUAACGGUAGGACGGGGUUGAGAUCUGAGUCCGGGCAUGUUAUUACCAAGGCGGAGGGGAAGUGUAAAACAAUUUUGGAGAAAGUUAAGACAGAGCAGUCUGCUAAAGGUCCGAUUUAUAAGCAAGCUCAAGAGUUGAAAAAUAAUGCUACGACACUUUUGACUGCAGCUCAGAGUGCUAAAAAGACUGUUGAGUCCAAAGUCACAUUGGCGUUGGAGGCUGUUGUGAAAAUGGACGAAAGUCUUAAGAUGGAUUUGUUUGACGUGAAGAAGAAAAUUAAGGAUGGGAUUAAAGAGGUGAUUAAUAGUUCGGGGCUUAAUGAUUUGGGUGAGAAUGUGAAGACGGAUUUGGUGGCGUUGAGGGGGAAGAUUUUGGGGCUUAAGGAAGGUGUGGACACUGACCGCAGCAAUGUUCUUCUUAAAGAGGCAUUGUCUAAGCUGGAUACCGCGAAAACAAAGUUUAAUGAGGAUACUGGUAAAAUUAGUACGGAGACCAAAAAUCUUGAAAGUAAUUUUGAUACGCAUAUCAAGACUCCGCUUAAAGAAAAGCUCCAGCAAGUUGACUCGGCGAUUGAGCAGCUUGGCGAGAAGUUUGAGAUGAAGAAUGGUCAAAAGGCAAAGAACUUUGCAGAGAUUUUCAAACAUAUUAAAGAUAGGGUUGGGGAGAUUAAGGGGAACGGAAGACAGAAAAAAGGCCUGGAUGGGAUUGUCGCCAGGUUUCAGACGUACGUGAGGGAAGUUGGAAACAAUAUGAAGAAGGAAUUGGCUACUACCGGUACGGUGCACGCAUGGCUUGACAGUAUUUUGAAGCAUAAUGGCGUGGUGGUCUAUAGACUGCGGAAUAUUAAUAGUGUAAAUAAAAAUGCAUUACAUGAAACAUUUAGUAACCAGACCAAGGAAAAGCUUAGGGAUGCCAAAGUUUAUAUUGAAGCUGAGAGACAGCACCCUAUCCCACAUAACGGCACCCUUGCCGAAAGAUUGGCUUCACUAAAGAAUUUGAUAGAGAAAUACGCCAGCGUGCUUGAUGGUACAAUUAAUAAUGGUACAAAUGAUUUUGUUACUGGAUUAGUCGGAAUGAUUGAGACUCAAGUAAGGAAUUAUGGUACCUCGCCCCCUGACAGAACGCAUCUCACUCCUACUGUCGAAGCCGUGCUAGCCGCGCUCACCGCCGACGCCAGGCGGACUGCCGGGGAGAUAAAUUCGUUACUACUGAGCGGAAACGUUGCAAAAAUGUUGGACAACAUGACGACGGUUGUUCAUGGGCUUCACGGUCAGCUUGAUAAGGCGACUGCUCAACCCGUCCCUUCCGGUGACCAACCCAAAGCAGGCACCGCCCAAGCCGUGGACAGUAGGUUGAAGGCGGUGAGGGAGAUGGUUGAGAAAGAGCUUACCGCCAAAUUCACUGAAGUCAAGAAAGAUCUUCAACAGAAAGUUCAAGAACUUCCCACCGCCGUUGACACUUUCAACACUGCCGCCGAAAAACAGAUCAAGGAAGCGGCCCAGACGGCGUAUUUUCCAAACUUCUUGAGUGAUUGA